This is a messenger RNA of Tigriopus californicus, 784 nucleotides long. RefSeq lists its product as uncharacterized. The record is from RefSeq and is a predicted model, not a curated record. Bases 129 to 719 code for a protein of 196 amino acids. Gene Ontology annotation, molecular function: protein binding. The transcript is spliced from 3 exons. NCBI's taxonomy places the organism in Eukaryota, Metazoa, Arthropoda, Copepoda, Harpacticoida, Harpacticidae.
UCCACCACAAUGAUCGAUAUUUAGGGACACCCAUCCACCUCUACAAGAACUCAGUUGUUAGCCAGCCUUGGACUGGGCAAAGCUUUGACCCACAUUUAUCAAGGUGUUGGUAACAAAUUGUGAUAUCAAUGGAGUCGACUUAUUCUUCCUCCACUGAAGAUGACUCUUCCUCUGGAUCGCGCUCCUCGACUUCAUCCCCUGGACUCCACCCCGAUUACGAAUACCUCAAUGGAGUCCUCAUGUGUUAUAUGCGGGCUGAUAAUCCCUUUACCCGUGGCCUUGAAUAUCACCAGCUUUUCAAAGACAAUGUGAGAACCGAUACGGCCAUCAUAUGCAAUGGCGAGUAUUACUACUACGUUCAUUGGAUUGUGAUUAGCUCUCAAUGGAGCUAUUUGAGAGUUCUCUUCGAAAAUGUUAUUAAGCCAGAAGAACCCUUUACCCGGGUCAUCCGCAUCGAUGGACCAUCUUUGGAACUCUUUGACGAGGUCAUUCGCUUUCUCUAUUUGGGUGAAUCCUUGAUUCCCUCCAUACAAAGGCAGACCUUCCAAAGGCUGUUGUGUGGACUUCAGAUUUUGUACAUAUAUCCACCCGAUAUGAGUCUAGCUGUGGAUCUUCCUCUGCUAACCUUUCAUACCUCUCUGGGACCUUGGCACUACAUCAACCACCGGGAAUCGAACCCGGCCUUUGUGCCAAGAUCGAGUCUGCGUCCACAACGCUGAUAUGAGAUCUACCUCACGACUGGUGGUAAAACAAUAACUUGGGAACAAUAAAUUGUCAAUCGCGA